Haliotis rufescens (red abalone) is the source of this 7641-nucleotide messenger RNA. RefSeq lists its product as uncharacterized. The record is from RefSeq and is a predicted model, not a curated record. Gene Ontology annotation, cellular component: nucleoplasm; P-body. Gene Ontology annotation, molecular function: RNA binding; protein binding. Bases 839 to 5872 code for a protein of 1677 amino acids. Gene Ontology annotation, biological process: miRNA-mediated gene silencing by inhibition of translation; positive regulation of nuclear-transcribed mRNA poly(A) tail shortening. Lineage: Eukaryota; Metazoa; Mollusca; Gastropoda; Lepetellida; Haliotidae. The transcript has 19 exons.
GCAUGAAAGGCGACAUUUAACAGAAGCCAGUGGACGUAAUGGGCCUGAUGCCGAUAUCGGCCUCCAGGCAGGCCUGUCAACAUAGCUUUGAAUACUGACAGAAUCUGUUGAUUUCGGCAAUAAUGAUGUCUCGGCACCGGUGCUAUGUAGAUACUCUAUUUUGAGACAAUUUGAGUGUGUAUUCCUCAAGCAGAUUCUGUGAUAUACGUGCAAUCUUUCCAGGGUAGGAAACUCAGCCAUUUGAAUUCCUUCUGAAAGCUGUUAUCCAAAGAUCUUUCAUCUUGCCUUGCAGUAUAAUCAACCUGAUCCUGUUAUAAGGUGAUUCUUGAAUAAGCUUCCUGUAGUUGAAAAUGGUUUAAAUUCCAUUGCCAAAUCGGAAGAUAUUAGCACUGCCUUUCAUAUCUAAUCUCAAGAACCAUAAUCAACAGUCAUUAAGAGAUUUCUUGAUCUGCUCGCCAUUGUAUUUUUUGUUGUGCAAAGAUCUCGUGGGUCCAUGCCAUAUUCUUUCAACAUUUCAUUAUUUUUGUCUAGUUCAGAACAAUGCAAAUUGAACCUUGCUUUGAGGUUGUGUUGUAAAGAUUGCAUUCCAAAUUGAGGGCAAGCACAUUGAAGCAUUCUCUAGCUAAGACAAAUCAGUCAAAGUGCCUAGCUCUCGGGAAAUGGGAGUUACUGAAUCCUUCCAACAAAGAGGGAAGCUUACUACUUGUUUUCACAAUAGCUGAUUGAACAAAUUACAAUUAACUCAAGAUCAAUCAUCGCUUGCUACAAACUACUCAUUGCUCCUUAUCAACGAAGUACUCACCAAGCCACGAUUCCCCCCUGAGCUGGUCACAAAGACAUGCAAGAAGGGGGUAAAAAGACUGGUAAUCAAUGGGCGUCUUCAGCGUCAGCAGCAGGGGGACUGGGUUGGUGUGAAGAGGAUGAUGGUGGAUGGCGUGAGGGACCACCUGCUACGGGUAGUGGUUGGACAGAUCCAAGUCCAGCUGCAAACGACAGAGGUCAGAAUAUAGGAACCUGGCACAAUCCUUCCAAGGACUGUGAGUGGAGCCAAAGCUCAAGUGUUAAUAGUGUCAUUGUGGAUUCCUCAGAUAAAGAAGCUUGGCCGUCCAUUGGGAACUCUGAAACUGCGGGCUCUGAUGCAGGAGAUGAUGCUGCAUCUGUCAAGUCCGGAUCUGUGAUAUCUAGCUCAAGUAGCCAUGGUCAAAAUCAGGAGACCAAUCAGGGGUUAAGUGCCAUGCAGAGUCAAAGUGCUUCCAAUCCAUGGGGAGCCAAUUCCACACUUGGUGGACUUGAAUCAAAUCCUUGGGGGAUCAGGGAUCCUCCCAAUUCCUCUGCUGCCAAUAUGAAUCCUAUGAAUUGGGGUUCAAGUAAUCCGCAUCCAAGUCUUUCUAUGAACAACCAAGGACAUAAUAUGCAAGUUGGUACCAGCAUGGCUGGUAGUGAUACUCUAUCAAAUUCUAUGAACUCAAACUCCUCCACUUCCCGUUCAGGAUGGGGGAUGGGUGCCCCAGGCCAGGGUAGCCCAAGACCACAGAAUUCCAUGCAAAUGCAAACCUCAAAUGGCAACAAUAUGCAUGGUUUGAUGCUUAGCAGUAGCGGUGCUCAACAAAGUGGACCUCCAGUGAGUGGCAAUCAGACAGGGCCUUCAAAUAAUCAAACUCCAUGGCAGGGUAGUAGUGGGUCUGGUAUGUUUGGUGGCAUGACUACGUAUUCCAAACCCCACGAGUCUGGCUGGAAUAAUCCAACAAGUGCUGUGAUGAACAAUUGUGGGAAAGAUAACAGUGGCAAUAAUGGUGGCCCGGAUGGUGCGGGCAACGGCUCCAGCAUGUGGGGCACACCAGACGCGGCCCCUAAGUCUGGCUUUUUGGGAAGUAGUGGGUGGGGAGAGUCCCUACCUCCCACUCCACAGUCAGCAACCCAGUGGGACAAUAAUUCUAAGUCACAAUGGGGGGACAACCCCAAUGGUGCAGCCAAUAGUCAGGGAUCAGGCAAUACAACUGAGUUCAUCUCAUGGGCUCAAGCUGCAUGCAAGGGCUUAACCCCAGGCAGCGGCAAUUCAGGGACCGGGCAACCCUCUGCUGCUGAUGCAGCCGCCCAAUCAGGACAAGUUGCUGAUGAUUUCAUCAGACAGGCCAUUGAGAACCAUGAUGGGUGGGGGGCGAAACCUGUCAAACAGGAUACAGCCUGGGAUGUCUCAGAAUCACCAAAGACCAAACGCAAAUUUUCUACCGACAGUGGUGGUGGAGCUUCCAAUGUGUGGAACAAUAAUAAUGGAACGGCAAUCUGGGAAGCUAGUCGUGACAGUAGCUCUGGAGGUAAUGGAGGAAAUGGUGGCAAUGGUGGUGGCGGCGGUGGCUGGAAUGGUGCAUCAGGUGGAUCUCAGUGGCAAAACGAGAAUGAUUCCAAUACUUGGAAUGGCCCACCAAAUAAGCCUGGAGCUGAUAACCAAUGGGGUGGUAACGGCGGAGGAAACGGUGUUGGCAGUGGCGUUGGUGUUGGCGUUGGCGUUGGUGGAAAUGGUGUUGCAGGAAAUGGUGGCCUUGGUGGAAAUGGUGGCCUUGGUGGAAAUGGCCUUGGUGGAAACAGUGCUGGCAAUGUUGGAGUUGGUAAUGUUGGAGUUGGUGGAAAUGGUGCUGGCAAUGGAGGUGGAAGUUCCGACAAAACCAUUGGUACCUGGGGCGGAGGCUCUGAAACCUCAAGUAUGUGGGGUAACAAGACCGAGACAGGAUCUUGGGGAUCUUCAGGCCAGGAUCGCGAUCGUGGAUCUGGGUCCCAGUGGGGAGAUAAUCAAGAUUCUCAAGGAGGCUGGGAAGAUGCAGCAAUGCAGCGUCGGCGUGUUGAUAAUGGUACAGGUUAUUGGGGCGAGCCACAGAUUCAGCGCCCACAAGGCUGGAACAGUCAACCAAGUACCCCAGCAACUCCCCUGACCCCACGGCCCAAGCCUGAACAGCCUGAGUCUUGGAACAAAGGAGCACCUGUCCAAGUUCCGCCACCAGCACCGACAGGUGGAAUGGGUGGCGGCGGAAUGGGUGGCGGCGGAAUGGGCGGCGGCGGAAUGGGCGGCGGCGGAAUGGGCGGCGGCGGAAUGGGCGGCGGCGGAAUGGGUGGCGGCGGAAUGGGCGGCGGCGGUGGUGGAAAUGUUGGAGUUGGCAACCCACCGAAGGCCUCUGGAUGGGGUGACCUCUCAAACUCCAACAUGAAGGUUGAUGAUGGAACCAGUAUUUGGGCAGCUAAUGCCCAGCAGCAGGCCCGAGCUGGAGGUUGGGGUGACCCAGGGAGUCAGUGGAAUCCCACACCUGGUGCCAAGCCAAAAUCCCUAUCUACCUCGAGUUGGGGCGGAGACGGCGGUGGAGGUGGUGACCAGAGCUGGAACCUGAGAAAGCCGGGCUGGCCAGAUGAGAAUGCAAGCAAUUCAGGCAAUGUGUGGGGUGGUGAAACCGAGGUGGGAUAUUGGAAUGACAUUUCACAAGAAAAUAGUACAUGGAGCAGUGCCCCUGGCUGGAAAACCAAAAAGAAUCUGGUGAAGGGUCCUAACAAAUUCCCCACCGGCAACAAUCAUCAUCCCCAGAUGAGAAGCAAAUUGCUACAACAGCUGAUGGAUAUGGGUUUCAAAAAGGAAGAAGCUCAGAAUGCCUUGAUUAGCAAUAACAUGAAUGUUGAAAGUGCCCUGGCUGAUCUAAUGGCCAACAAGAAAGAUGCCGACAUGGAUGUGUUCAUGUCAAAUAGUGCAAAACCCCGAAUGCCUGGCAUGAUGCCUGACAAUGCCAUGGUUAACGAUGACAUAUCAGAUACUCAGUCUGAGAGCAAUCCACAUGUGCCUAACAUUAACAUGCAAAAUACUCCCUUUCAAAAUGCUCAAGUACCAAAUCAGCCAUUUGUGACCAUAUAUGACCGGUCUAAAUCGGGACCUAGUCUGCCCCCAUCUAGUCUGAAUCCAAAUAACCCCAGUAUUAAUCCACAAUCAUUGCAACAAAAACUCAUGCAGCAUAAGCGUCAACAACAGCAACAGAACCAGUCUAUGAAUUCAAUGAGUCCCACCCAAGGUCCUCUGACCCGAGGACAGCUGCCGAACACACAGGUGAUGCAGCAACAGAUGGCGCAGCAGCAGAUUCUGCAACAACUGCGACUGGCAGUACAGUCUGGCCUCAUCAGCCCUCAGCUCUUGAACCAGCAACUGCCACACAACAUCCUGGUGCUCCUGCAACAACUGCUACAGCUGCAGAAUGUCCUGCAGCAGCUUGUUAACAAGCAACAGUUCCUCCAGCAGAACAAGAUGAUGAACAUGAUACAACGGCAACAGGUGGAACAGCUGGCAGUCAUGAUCAACAAUAUCAAACAGCAGAUACUGCAGCUGCAGAAGCAGCUUUCUCAGGCACAGCAGAUCCUGCUCAAAAAUCCCGGUGGGGCUGUAGGGGCCGGAGGUCCCAUGGCUCAAGCUCCAGCGGCAGGCCCACAUAUUCAUGACUCAGUUGAUAACAUGAUGCCCAUUCAGAAUGAGCUCGAGAAACUUGCCAUCAAUCCACCUCAAGUGCAACAAACGUCCCGCCUUAACCAGUGGAAGCGCCAAACCCCAGACAAAGAAACCGCUGGUGAAGUUGGAGAAAACCUCAAUAAAGCUGUUGGAAGCAAACCUCUCCAGCAGUCACAAAAUGGCCCGCCUCUGGGGCCAUUCUCUGAUCUCAGUGGCCUAAAUAUCAGUGGUGAUACUACUUGGUCUACACAAGCAACCACCUCGUCUCAGAAUUGGCCUUCUACUAGUUCUGGUGGAACCACAUCACAAGCCGAGACAAAAGAGAGCUCUGAAAACAAAGAAUCUCACCCACCAAUUACCACAUCCAGCACUCCGACAAUCAGUAUGACAGACAUCAUCCCUGAGUUUGUUCCUGGCAAACCAUGGCAGGGGCUCACUAAGAGUGUUGAAGAUGAUCCCCAUAUCACACCAGGAAGUAUUUCCAGGUCGCUAAGUGUCAAUGUUGUGAAGGAUGACUACCUGAAUAACUUGGCGACAAGCAUCAAGACCAGCCCUAUAGUGGCUGCUGACUCGUCCACCACUUGGAGCAUGAAAGGAAGCCACAUCUCCACCACAAGUUCGUCCAAACCCUGGUCCACAUCUGAAUCAACAACGCCCUCCAUGUCUGAUGUAUGGAGCAUGCCUCCAAAGAACCGCCCUCCCCCUGGCCUCAUGGCGCACAAGUCCCACCACUGGCCUGCUGGUGUCAACAGACAGAACUCCUGGGCUGGCAGGACAGACAACUCAGCAUUUACUCCAGUGAACGCUCAAGGUUGGGAUGGGAGAACCCCUAAUACCUCCACUUGGCUGGUCCUAAGGAACCUCACUCCACAGAUUGAUGGUUCCACACUUCGUACACUGUGCCAACAACAUGGCCCACUGCGUCUGUUCCAUCUUAAUCUCAGUCAAGGACAGGCAGUGGUCUGCUACAAUUCCAAGGAUGAAGCCAUUAAAGCUCAAAAAGCACUUAAUACUUGCGUUCUUGGCAACACCACCAUUCUGGCUGAAUUCUUGUCUGACCAAGAGUGUGCUCAUUUCCUGGAUCAGCAUAGCAAUUCAUCCAACAACCCUAGUCAGUGGUCACAAGGCCAACAGGUGUCCAACUUCCAGCCAUUGCAGCAAGCACCCCCUGGCCAGCCUGCCGUACAACGCUCCACACAGCCGUCCUCCGCUGCUAACCCUGGGUACUACCGCAGCGAGUCCACAACUCCGUGGAGUGCCAUGCCAAGUCGUGGAGGCAUGGGAGGGGGACAGCCUGGUCCCGGCAACAUGUGGAGCUCAAGCUUGUGGGGGGGAGGGGCAGUAGAGGAUCAUAAUUCCAACCCUUUCCUUAGCAAUAUAUUGGGAGGGGAAUCCAUGUAAAUAUCAAACAAAUCUUUAAUAUAUAGAGAUAUAUUAUUACACUGAAACCUGCCGUAACCAAAUCUAAUCUGGGACCUCUACCAAGAUUUUUGUCAAUUCACUGGUUGUUGGUAGUCUGUUUAAAUGAUUAAAUGUUGAUGACUCGUGAUAUGGUCAGUAUUCCAGUAGUGUGUUUCCAGGACAAUCAAAUAUGGGUUGGGCAGGUUUCUGGCUUGUUUGUUGACAUGGUUUCCCAGUUUCCCAUCAUGUGAUUGAUCUCUUGUUGUACGCGGGUUAGCUAGCUAAUGCAGGUGGGUGCCGUCGCCAACGACGCAAGUUAGUUACUGCUUCUAUGUGUUCCAUGGACCAUCACUUGUGCUCUGAGAGCUGCUACCCUGCUGCCUACCCUCCCUAGUGCUAAACAGCGUGCAAUUAGUGGUGCUCACUGCUUCAUGUAUAGCACAGAGUUUAUUUUUUGUACUUCAAGUGAAGUAUUAAGUCUUUCAGAAUUCCCAAAUUGUCUUGUCAUGUGGGUGUACAGCCUCAGCAAGCAAGUGGGCCUACUAAUAAUUGGGCUGGAGGGAGGGCGGGGGAAAGGGAGGGUUCAAAGCCUUUUAUACAAGUUAACCUCAAGUCUUUAUUUGUGAAUGUAUGAAAAUACUGUUUAUGUAUAGGCCAUUCAUGACUGAUGUCAAAUCGAAUCUUACUUGUAAUGCAGCAACAAUGAGUGCAAAUAUGUUUUCCUUUAAUUACACUUGAUUGGUGGUGUAAUAUUUUUUUUUCUUGUUUGAAUUGGAAUCUGUCAGUUGGCAGGAAAAAUACAACCUGUGAUACUGAAGUCUCAUAUGUGUGUCUGUUGUCCAGUUGUGUGAUUGAAUCAGGAUAGAAGUGCAUUCUAGUGCUGUUGAUAAUUCUUCCAAGAAAUAAAUGAUAUUGGGCAUAACGAAUCAUCUUGGAUGAUUGAUUGGGUUAGCCAUUUUAUAUAAUAUGCCACCUGAACUGCUGUAUUGUCUGUAAUAGUCCUUAUUCCCGCCCAUACUUGGAGAAAAAAAAAAUGAAAAAAAGAGAGAAAAACUAUGGAAAAAAACACAAAAAAACAAACAAAAUAUAAAAAUAAAAAAAUAAAAAAAGACAAAAGAAAAAGACCAAAAAAAAAAAAUACCUCCCAAAAAUAGAAAAGAAAUGUGCAUCCUAAAUCCACAAAUUUAAUUUAAGAUUUUUAAUUAUUUGUCCUUAAUAUUAUCAGUGAUCUGGCAUUUAUGGGCUUGAGAGUCCAGCACGCCGUGGCAGCAGGUAGACACAGGAUGCAGUGCAAAAAAAAAAUACUUAAGUGAAAAAAAAUGGAAAAAAAGAAAUACAAAGAAAAAAUGAAAAAAAAACAAACAAAAAAAAACAAAAAAAGAAGAAAAAAGAAACAAAACAAAAAAAACAAUAUAAAGAAAAAAAAUACCAAAAAAAAAUUACUGUAUCUAUAUAAAUGCUAUAUAAGCACACUGUGAUUACUUCCAGGCAGGGCACCGUGUGUUCCAAAGUGCUGCUAUUACAGACAGUAUGGUUCUUUAUUAUUAUAAUUAUUAUUAAUGUAUGAUGCCUCUUGUGUUUUCCGAACUCAGUACUUACUGCAUUUUUAUUGUGACCAAGAAGAGAUAUAGAUCACAAUCUGCCAAAGCACAGGUAUCCUAGGAUUGGGCAGCUUUUAUCAGUACAAGUGAUAGGAGAAUUUUUGACAUGACAUGUAUAUUGUGCUCGUAGCUUGCUUGAAUUGUAUUCUGAAUAAAGUCUUUAUUCAA